AUGGCCGCGUGCACGUGGAGAUGGAUUCCAUGUAAAAUAACAGAACUGCGACUGGACAAAACGCUUGUCUGUGGACAAUCUUUCAGAUGGAAGGAGAGAACACCUGGGAUUUGGACUGGUGUUCUGGCUGGUUAUGUGUGGAAUCUGAGGCAGUCAGAUACACAGCUGUUUUAUCAGGUGGUUCUUCCCCCACACCACGCAGACAAUAUCACAGCUGACAAAUAUGCGGGAAUAACUGUCAAGACAGAACCUUUUCAGAUUACUGACAACACAAAGACUGUUACACAUGCAAAGUUGGUGGAAAAACACUCCAAGAAAAGGUCUAAGAUCAGAACAUUUCCCAUAAAAAAGGAAAGAAAUGAUACAGAGAUGAUUGACAAGUCAUUGGAUCAGGGUGCUACUCAAGUAUUAGACAGUGAUUCUGUUGUGAAGGUAUCCACUCAAACAGAUUGUCAUUAUCAAAAUGAGAAGCUGGAAAAAGACAUAACAGACACAAAAGAUACCCCUGAACUUGAGGCUAUUUUACAGGACUAUUUCAGACUGGACGUAAACCUUACAGACUUGUACAGCACUUGGUCUCACUCUGAUCCAGUAUUUAAACGCACAGCUACAGACUUUACAGGAAUCAGGAUCCUCAGACAGGAUCCUGUAGAAAAUCUCUUCUCAUUCAUCUGUUCAUCUAACAACCACAUCUCUAGAAUCAGUGGAAUGGUGGAGCGUCUUUGUCAGGCCUACGGGACCAAGGUCACAGAGUAUGAAGGAGAGCCAUAUUUCAGUUUCCCAUCUGUAAAGAGUCUUUCAGGGUGUGAUGUGGAGGACACACUCCGUGGUCUGGGAUUUGGCUACAGGGCAAAGUACAUUGGUUUAACUGCUAAGUACAUACAGGAGAAUCACAGCGACAGGUGGCUGAUGGGUCUUAGAAACCUGCCUUACAAUGAGACUAAGUCUGAGUUAAUGAAGCUGUGUGGUGUGGGGGCAAAGGUUGCAGACUGUGUGUGCUUGAUGUCGCUUGAUAAGCUGGAAGCCGUUCCUGUAGAUACCCAUGUGUGGCAGAUAGCAGCCCGUGACUACAUGCCCAAACUGAAACAAGCCAAAUCUCUCACAGACAAAUUGUAUGCAGAGAUAGGUGACCAUUUCCGUGAGUUGUGGGGAGACAAGGCAGGCUGGGCUCACACGGUUCUGUUUACUGCAGAUUUAAAAAAGUUCAAGGACAAAACUGACACCAAGGAAAAAGUUCUGAAAGCUGGACCAAAGAAGGCCAAGACUAAAGGUCAGAAAAGGACAAAGUCAUUAGACAAUGAUGGAGGAAAGAAAGCAAAAAAGAUUUCCUAAGGAUUGUGAACUACUGUUCUUUCUGCUUGUAAAUGCUUCCAUAGAA
Molecule: messenger RNA, 1378 nt
Organism: Ylistrum balloti
Lineage: Eukaryota; Metazoa; Mollusca; Bivalvia; Pectinida; Pectinidae
Product: N-glycosylase/DNA lyase-like
Exons: 7
Coding region: 1-1332 (443 amino acids)
Biological process (GO): nucleotide-excision repair; base-excision repair, AP site formation; base-excision repair
Cellular component (GO): nucleus
Molecular function (GO): 8-oxo-7,8-dihydroguanine DNA N-glycosylase activity; damaged DNA binding
Source: RefSeq, a predicted model, not a curated record